UCUCAGACUAAAUAAUAAUAUUAUGCAUUACUCACGAAAUUGCAGUCCGCAGUAAUAAUAUAAUAAUUAAUACGCGUACCUAUCACAUUCAAUAGUAAUAAUAAUAUCCCCUAGAUCUCGACCACGUCAAAAGACACGUCGUGCGCGCUAUCAUUUUGAACCCCCCCAAACCAUCAGAGAAUAAUUAUUUAUCAUUAUUAUUGUUACAAGGAAAAAAAUGAUAAAAACAACAUUAUAAUUUAUAAUAGUUCGCGCACAGCUGCAGCUGACGACUACCAGCGCGACUGCGAAUUUUCAAGUUGAACCUGUUCGUCGUUCGAUCGUCGUAGUGGAUUCGUGUUUCCUUUUUAUCGCCUAUCGGUCCGAUUGAUCGCAAACCGCAGUAAAAUUAUUCCAAUUUUCCGAGCUGGACGUGCCGCCGCCCGGCCUAUUCACUCGUUCUCCGAAAUCCUCGUCUGGAUCACACCCAUAGGUAUCUAGACGAUAAUAACAUCGCCGUUGGGUUCGGCCCACAGGUCCGUCGAUAUAGGGUGACGAUGCAGUGUAGCAUUCGUCGACAUUUCCUGCCGACGUUUCGUCCAUUGCCAAGUUAAACGGACGACUUCAUCAUGCCCACCAACGGUCACGAUCAUGAAGAACUGGUGGUUUUGCCACCAAACGCCUUGGACAUGAGGACAGCAGGGGGGAAUAACAACAACAACAAUAACAAUAAUAACAACAACAACCAGGCAUUCAAUGUACGAGACCGCCUGUUCUAUGCCCUGUUCUAUAAGGCCACCUUGGGGUAUGCAAGAAUAUUCCCAAGAUCUCUGAGGAGGCUUAUAGAAUUUGUAUUUUUAUUAAAGGCUGUCUUAUCAUUUUUUGUGCUUGUUUAUGUCCACAUGAAUUUCUCUCGAAUGCCCGCCAAUUGUUUAGACCAUGUUAAAGAUGUAUGGCCUAGAGACGGGAUACUCCGAGUGGAGAUUAUUCGAGGUUUUCAACGUAUCCAUGCAGAACAAACAGGCACAAUAAACGAACUAUUUACAGUAGAAAAAUCAUAUGAACGUGAAUAUAAACUAAAACGUAUGGAUACUAGUGAAGAAAAUGCGUCAUUGUUCAACCGCUUCAUUAAAACUAAUAGUCCCGAGAACAAAGAAGAUGUUGAUAUUGAACCAUCAACAGAAGAGUUAGUUGAAAAUAAAUUUCGAGAGACCAACACUCCAAAACCUACCUUGUUCAACUACUUAUCAUUUACAAACUACAUAAACUUCGAAGGUAAAAUGUAUUCUAAAUAAACAUAGGUUGUACAUAUUUUUUUCGGUGCCAUAGAGUGGUC
This is a messenger RNA of Acyrthosiphon pisum (pea aphid), 1315 nucleotides long. RefSeq names its product protein IMPACT homolog. NCBI's taxonomy places the organism in Eukaryota, Metazoa, Arthropoda, Insecta, Hemiptera, Aphididae. The transcript has 4 exons. The record is from RefSeq and is a predicted model, not a curated record. Gene Ontology annotation, cellular component: endoplasmic reticulum. The coding region runs from base 609 to 1274 and encodes 221 amino acids. Gene Ontology annotation, biological process: positive regulation of ERAD pathway; response to endoplasmic reticulum stress.